AUGCACUUCCUCAUCAACAUCCUGGUCAUCGCGUUCGUUGCCGCCGAUAAUGCCUGUACCGACGCCGACAAGAAGACUAUUGACGGCAAACUCUUCACCGGUUUCCUCUAUCACUGUGCCUCAGACGCACUCUUUAACCCGAAGGGUAUCAUCCCGAAAUGCCUUAAGGAAGGCUGCGGCCUAACCGAUGGAUGCGCCCAGUGUUUCGGUCAGUAUGGACAGUGUGGGCUGUCUUGUGCACUCCAGUGCUUGAAGGACCCUUCUGAUCCCGCCUGCAAAACCUGUAUGGAUGACCAUGGGUGCACCGCGGCACUCCUAAAGUGCACCGGCUUGAAAGAGAGAUUGCUUCCUCCGAAGGGGAAGUCUGAUAAGUGCAGUUAG
Perkinsus marinus ATCC 50983 is the source of this 381-nucleotide messenger RNA. RefSeq lists its product as hypothetical. Bases 1 to 381 code for a protein of 126 amino acids. The transcript has a single exon. Lineage: Eukaryota; Perkinsozoa; Perkinsida; Perkinsidae. The record is from RefSeq and is a predicted model, not a curated record.